Messenger RNA from Cimex lectularius (bed bug), 1896 nucleotides. It is a transcript of the gene neur, whose product is annotated as protein neuralized. NCBI's taxonomy places the organism in Eukaryota, Metazoa, Arthropoda, Insecta, Hemiptera, Cimicidae. Gene Ontology annotation, molecular function: ubiquitin protein ligase activity. The transcript has 6 exons. The record is from RefSeq and is a predicted model, not a curated record. The coding region runs from base 176 to 1876 and encodes 566 amino acids.
CUGUCCGAUUAUAACCGCUUUCGACAAAGACACCUUUUGUACAGGCUCCGAGGGUCCAAUUAGUUUCCGGGCUUUAAAAUUUAUAGGAAGGACCUUCGUCACCCGUCUGUUGACGGAAUCGUCGAACGGCAGCCCUAAAAGGACGUUGCAUGGCCGAGUCGACUUCAAGAACCACAUGGUGAACGCCUUCUGCGGCCUACACCCGUUUUGCUCCUGCGUGCAUGCAGGCAAGGGUGAAAGCAGUGCUAAUAAUGCGACAAACAAUUUACCUCCUCUGCUAUUCCACCGUGUCCACGGGGAUAACGUCCGCAUCAGCAGAGACGGAACCGUUGCGAGGAGAACGGAAAGCUUCUGCAAAGGAGUUUGCUUUUCAGCCCGUCCAGUGAAAAUCGCAGAAAAGAUCUGCCUGAGGAUAGUGGACGUAUCGGAUAGCUGGAGUGGUGUCGUCAGGUUCGGCUUCACGAGCAACGACCCGAGCGGACUCCAGUACAAUUUGCCGAAGUACGCUUGUCCGGAUUUGACGAACAAACCCGGAUAUUGGGCCAAAGCCCUCUCGGAGAGGAUGUGCGAGAGAGACUCAACGCUUUUCUAUUAUCUGACCGCUGCGGGAGACGUCCAUUUCGGAAUAAACGGCGAAGAAAAAGGAGUGUUCUUCAGCGGUGUCGAAACUCGGGGCCAGUUGUGGGCCAUGGUGGACAUCUACGGCAACACGACGGCCAUCGAACUCCUAGACCCUCGAGAACAAUUAAACAAUUCGCGACGCCUGGCUGUCGAAGAAGACCCCGCGAGAUUUAUAGUGCCACAGAUGUCGAGCAUGAGCAUACAGACGUCUCCACAGAUAGCCGUCGAAGCUCCGUCCGUCGAACCCACGCCUCCUCCUCUCAGAUACCAGAACCCUUCGACCAAGUUCAGCCCUCUACCUUUCCACCGGACCCGCGGGAAGAACAUACGUUUGAGCAACGAUAGGUGUAUAGCGACCCGGUACGCGACGGAAUUCGCACAAGGGUACGUCUUCACUGCGAGGCCGAUUCAGCUCGGAGAAAAGAUCGUUGUGCAGGUUCUCGCGACCGAUCACAUGUACCUCGGGGCCCUCGCACUCGGCCUGACCUCCUGCGACCCGGCACAUCUCUCACCGCACGACCUCCCAGACGACGCAGACCUUCUUCUGGAUAGACGGGAGUACUGGGUAGUCAACAAGGACGUCGCAGGAGGACCGCGGAGGGGUGACGAACUCGCCUUCUGCAUAACCACCUCUGGAGAAGUGCAAAUGAGCAAAAACGGAGGACAGCCGAUUUCCCUCAUGCACAUAGAUCAAUCCCAAACGCUAUGGGCAUUCCUGGACAUCUACGGGUCUACGAAAAAGAUCAGAAUACUAGGAUCCAUACCUCAUUCUUCACAAAGUUGUUCGCCUCCAAGAGCAGUCCAACCUGUCCCUUCGAAUUCAGUAGUGCAGACUCCUGAGCGGUGCAGGCCUGUCACAGUGGCGACUGCGCCGGGUGUCGGAGGAGGUACCCUUCUUGUCGUCAACUUACCUCCACCGACUGGGACCAAUUCCUCGGCGUAUUCAGGAAAUCAUCACCAGACAGCUCAUAUUUCAUAUAGCCCCACUUACGUCGAGCCUGUAAGCGGUACAUCGUAUUCGACCAUCGAUUCGAGUGAAGGUAUCCGGGAGUGGGCUGAAAACAGCAUAACCGUCUCACAGUCGUCCGAUUGUUCUGUAUGUUACGAGAGGAUAGUCGAUUCGGUCCUGUACACCUGCGGUCACAUGUGUAUGUGUUACGAAUGUUCGGUACAGCAGUGGAGAGGCAAGGGCGGAGGACACUGUCCCCUUUGCAGAGCUGUCAUUCGUGAUGUGAUUCGCACUUUCAGGUCAUGAUAGUUGUCAUGAUUAGUCAU